This is a messenger RNA of Lytechinus variegatus (green sea urchin), 1042 nucleotides long. RefSeq names its product lysoplasmalogenase-like protein TMEM86A. Lineage: Eukaryota; Metazoa; Echinodermata; Echinoidea; Temnopleuroida; Toxopneustidae. The transcript has 2 exons. Gene Ontology annotation, cellular component: membrane. The coding region runs from base 168 to 860 and encodes 230 amino acids. The record is from RefSeq and is a predicted model, not a curated record.
UCCUCGGCCCAAGGACCAUUGUUGUUAGGUCCAUAUGCUUCUCCUGAAAGAAAAAAAAACUUCUAAAGCAAGAUCAGGUACUCCCAACUCCCUGGCAACAUCUAUCAGUAACCACUUGCCAUUAUAGCAUCCCCAUUCUCUACGAUUGAUGUGAUUUGAUCAACAGAAUGGCGAGAUUGGAUACUGUCCGUGUCAGACUUGCUCCAUUUUUCGUCUUCGCCGUCGCGUAUGUCGUCGCUUCCCCGCCGCCGUCGAUAAUCGCCAUCCUUCUUAAAUGCCUGCCUAUAGCCUGCCUCUGUGGGUUUGUAAUCACCGACACCCUGAGCCCCGUCCGACAUAGCAACUUAAGCUACAGAUAUAAUAUCGUCAUCAUCGCCGGACUCGUGCUCUCAGGCAUCGGCGAUGCAGCUUUGGUUUACGUCGACGACCACGAUUUAUUUGUCAUCGGGCUCCUGUUCUUCGCUCUGGCCCAUCUUUCCUACAUCAUAGCCUUCGGAUGGAGACCUGUCAGCGUCAAGACCCUCUUCAUAUGCUUCACCUUAAUGUGCAUAGGAUACAGCACGGUCUAUCAAGGACUUGUCAAGCAUAAUCUGGCGUCCCUCGGGGGUCUAUACUCGGUCCUAUUGAUGCUCAUGGGAUGGAGAGCACUUGCAGGAGCUCGGUUAACCGACAACCGUUGGAGGUUGACUAAAAUGGCAGCACCUGUUGGAGCUAUCUUCUUCUGCAUAUCCGAUUUUGUUCUCGCAAUGAACCGAUUCUACACGCCAAUUCCCUCUUCCCAGGUGCUGGUUAUGUCAACAUACUACGCAGGACAGUUAGGCAUUGCUUUGUCAGUUCUUGAUCGAGAUUUUCAGACGUAAAACGCACUAAUGCGAUAUUCACAACGAUUUUCCAUACUGCUUUGUGUGACGAGGCCACGUAGGAGCUUUAUUUUAAUUGGAGGGUAUUGGGGCAACUUCCAUUAACGAGUGGGUACCAUGCGCGACCAUGGGGUCUCGAAAAGCACCCUAAACAAGUAUUUUCCAUAUUCUGGGAAUGCACC